CGCGCCCCCGCGCGCCUGGCUUGCGGGGGGCCGGGCCGGCGGGCGGACGCCGCGCCGCGCACCCAUGGACGGCCCGGCCAUCAUCACCCAGGUGACCAACCCCAAGGAGGACGAGGGCCGCGCGCGGGGCGCGGGCGAGAAAGCAUCCCAGUGCAACGUCAGCUUGAAGAAACAGAGGCACCGUGGCAUCCUCAGCUCCUUCUUCUGCUGCUUCCGUGAUUAUAAUGUGGAGGCCCCACCAGCCAGCGGCCCCAGUGUGCUUCCGCCGCUGGUGGAGGAGAACGGUGGGCUUCAGAAGGGUGACCAGAGGCAGGUCAUUCCCAUACCAAGUCCACCAGCUAAAUACCUCCUUCCAGAGGCGACGGUGCUUGACUAUGGAAAGAAAUGUGUGGUCAUUGAUUUAGAUGAAACAUUGGUGCACAGUUCAUUUAAGCCCAUUAGUAAUGCUGAUUUUAUUGUUCCGGUUGAAAUCGAUGGAACUAUACAUCAGGUGUAUGUGCUGAAGCGGCCCCACGUGGAUGAGUUCCUCCAGAGGAUGGGCCAGCUCUUUGAGUGUGUGCUCUUUACUGCCAGCUUGGCCAAGUACGCAGACCCCGUGGCCGACCUGCUGGACCGCUGGGGCGUGUUCCGGGCCCGGCUCUUCAGAGAAUCGUGCGUCUUCCAUCGUGGCAACUACGUGAAAGACCUGAGUCGCCUGGGCCGGGAGCUGAGCAAAGUGAUCAUCGUGGACAAUUCUCCGGCCUCCUACAUCUUCCAUCCUGAGAACGCAGUGCCCGUGCAGUCCUGGUUCGAUGACAUGACGGACACAGAGCUGCUGGACCUCAUCCCCUUCUUCGAGGGCUUGAGCCGGGAAGACGACGUGUACAGCAUGCUGCACAGACUCUGUGACAGGUAGCGCCGGCCUCCGCCCGCCCCGCCCGUGCGCUCCGGGACCUCGGCCUCGGGGACCUGCCUGGAGCGAGGACACUCCGUGCUCCAGGCCGCGAGGUCAAAGUGGCCAUACCUACCUGUUUUAUUUUUUAAGAACAGAAACACUAUUUUAAGAUGAACUCUUUUAACAGAUUUCAUAAAGGGACAUGCAUUUUACGGUAUUUGCUUUUCUUAAAACAUACCAAAAAGAAAAAAAUGGAAAAAAAAAAAAAAAAAAAAGAAAAAGCUUGAUAUCUAUCGGACUUCCUUUCAACUGCCCAUCCCCCCUUCCAAGCAGACAACCGGUCCCUUUCUAUCCCAGCUCGGAGCAGCUGACCCAACUCAGAAUCUCUUUCCUACAGGAUGAAGUGCCUUUUUGAAUGUUAUUUUAAGCUGAGAGUUAAUUUUUCUACACGACAUAUUUCCAGACAUCUUUUAGUCUUUUAUUGUCUUAGAUUCUCUAAGAAGACAACUACGACAAUUUUCUAGAACCUGGGGGGGCGGGGCGGCUAGGGCUGGAGGUGAGUCAUAGAAGCCUGUCUCCCAACAGGUGUGACCGCUCAGACGCCCUGUGGCAUGUUGUAGGGCAGGGCCGGGCUCCCGACAGACAGAGGAGUCGCGGCGACCACGCUGGUGCCUCCAUUCGUUACUGACCCAGUUUGGAAUGUAUCUGCAGUUGUGCGGCUCGGCCCUUUAGGGAACGACAGCUUCUUUUAUGUUAUUGCUAUUGUUUCUGAUGGGGACACGUUUGUCUUGAGGUCCCAGUCUCCCCCCCCUUGAAAAGUGGCAUCGUCACUUCUGCUCCCACACGACUGCCGUACUCCUGUGUGUUUUCUGUUGUGUCGUCGUCGUCGUUCUGGGUAGAGCAGUUACCAGAAACUCUGAAACCCUUGGAUAUUUAAAAAAAACAAACAAACAAACAACCUGUUUAUUGAUUUUUUUUAAAAUGUUUUCCUUUCCAAAAGCUGGAUACACACGGAGCUGUUUGGGAAUUUUCUUUGCUGCUAUUGCGCUGCCACCAAAUGGAAUUGACCAGCGGCUGUUACACUGUUCUUUGCCACUGUGCCUAUGCUCAGAAUCUGCUCACUGCUAAGCUGCAGACUCGGACAGGGUCAGAAACGUAGGUGUCCCGCCCCACCGCAGGACUGCACCAGGAGUCCCCCUUGCCCGGCUCUGGCCACGGGAGUUCAGAAGGGAACAAAGACAAAGGGGCCGGCGCGCCACACGGGCGUGGUGUUGGUUUCCGACUGCAGUCGACAUCAGAGACCGUGAUGAGCCGACCGUUCUCUCUCGAGAACCCGUGGCCUCCCCCAGCCACCCCGCUGACGUGGCCCAAGUCCCCUCUUGGUCUUCUCUUUUGAAGCACAGCCUGGGGUUGGGGAAACCUGUCCAGAGGUGGAACCCCUCGCCCCGAGCCAGGGAGAGGAAGGGUGCCCUCCCCGGGCCGGGGCUUCCUCUGCAGCCUUUCCCAGUGACAAGACAGUCUAUAUAAAGUAUUGCUCUUAAAAGUAAUUUAGAAGAACCCUUUCGUGUCGGCACCAUUGCCUUAGUCCUCUGUGGGUUGGGCCUCUGCCAGAGUUCUGGUGGAAGCGACUGGCGCUAGCAAGUGUGGAAAUGGGGGUCGAAGUAAAAUUUUGUUCUCGCUUUCGUUCACAAGAUAACAAAGCCAGCUGCCAAUCGUGUCCUCCCAACAGCACUUUGGGCCGCGGACUGCCGUGCAUUCAGAAGAGAAAUAAGUAUUCGGGGGUAACCGGGUCCCCCAGCUUUCUGAGUGUGCAGAAUCCAGUAACCCACAUGCCAGUUAAAGUAGAAACAGCCCCUUGCUCGCAUCAGCACAGACCACGGCAGUUCCACGGCGGAUCUGCACACGCCAUAACCCUUGAUCUGGAAAACUAGUCAUUAAGUCAACCCGCUGCCUUAAAUGUCUCGAAUGUUGCAGUCCAGUGUCUGUCGUGUGUUGCAAUCCACACAGAAAUCGGUCCUGGUGAGAGCCCCAGACCCUCAGCCAUGCCCUCUUCUCUGCUGGCACCAUGAGGUCUUCUCUGGAACAGGGGGCAGAGAGGACGAAGUUCUAGAGUAUUUCAGGGGAAUCGGACCUAGGAACAGUGUCCCACUUCUCAGAGACGGAGUGAAGACACUGGCAAGCUUGAGCCAAACACUGCACCUAGUGGUUCUUGAAACCGUGAGCACCAUUGCACGAUUGUGGGGGAAUGGAGCCCGGUUCCUGCCAUCACAGGACACAGAGUGUCUCGGGGAGGGGGGGGCCAGCAGACCCCCCCCCCCGAGGGUUCUGGAUUCUGUGCACCUUAUUUGACCACACUCCAAAAUUCCAUUUUUGUUUUAACCCUCGAUUCUGCUUUGUGUACAUAACCAGAAUAUCUAGAUCUCUCUCUAUAUUUUUAAUCAUCUACAUGUAAAUGAAGCAAUAGAAUUCUAACAUAAGGCCAAGAAAUGAGAUGAAUGUUUGGGGUUUAUGUUUUUUAAGGUAAAUACGGGUAUUGUUUUUAAUUAUUACCUUUUAUUAAAUUGUGGGCUUUAAAACCUAAUGAACCCUAUUAGCUAUUUCUCUGUGCCAUAUUGCUUCCCAUGUUACCAAAAUACCCACCCCCCCCCCCCCCAACUCUUCAACCAAAAGAGAAACCCGACCUCCUGAGUCUCCACGCCCCUUUUGGUACCAGGUUAAUAUAUAGUCUCCUGGACAAGUAUUUUUUACAUUAAGAUCUGGGACGAGAUAUGUUGGGUUGUGGACUCCGCCCCGGUGAUGUUAUGCCGUCUCUGGCCGGGCCUUGAGUGGAGGUGCCCAGGCAUCCGAGGUUGUCACUGCUCUGUCUUCCGUUGUUCGGGAAUCCUCCCGUGUUGGUCUGCGGUUUCACACAUUAGCUGUUUGUAAACCACGUAUCUGUGUCCCAAGGAGGAACACCACUUGUCACAACCCAUGGUUGGUGGGGAAGCUCCUUUGACACAGUGCAGUUUUGAUGAGGUGACUUUGGAGACGUGAGGCCCUGAUGACACUGACUGGUCAUGGUUGCAGCAUUUGAACUGCUGGUCUGGAAAAAGAAAUCUGUAAGUCUAUAUAACCUGGCAACAUCGAAGACCCUCUAUUUUAAAGACGGCCCUCUGAUAAAAUCUAGAACCACACAGCCCUAUAGGGUCAAACACUCGUGACGUUUGUGCCUCUGCUUUUAAAGGUGCUGUGAUGGGCAGUUGGCAUGCCAGGGUUCGAGAAGCGAGUGGAUGGCUUGACGUGCUUGCAGUUACCCGAGCAAAAGCCACUGGCUGCCUCUGCUCCUCUCUCGCUGUAAAUUUGAUGGGGUCUGUUCCUGUUCGUUCUCCAGGGAGCUUCUCUGCAGACUAACACCCCCCUCCCCCCACCCGUAGUGGAGAUUCUGGUGCCUGGGUAGUCGUGGAUUUCUGUUGGACAUUUGAAUGUGAUAAACAAGCCAGCGUUACUUGGGAAAUACUACAUGUGGAAUGUGCACGUUUCCAGGGGCGAGCCUUGUCGGUCGAGAGGUUUGCAAUGAUUUCCUUCCUGCCAAAAAUAAACACGUGAAACUGC
Messenger RNA from Prionailurus viverrinus (fishing cat), 4465 nucleotides. RefSeq names its product CTD small phosphatase like (gene CTDSPL). The coding region runs from base 65 to 895 and encodes 276 amino acids. NCBI's taxonomy places the organism in Eukaryota, Metazoa, Chordata, Mammalia, Carnivora, Felidae. Gene Ontology annotation, molecular function: RNA polymerase II CTD heptapeptide repeat phosphatase activity. The transcript has 8 exons. The record is from RefSeq and is a predicted model, not a curated record.